Molecule: messenger RNA, 14076 nt
Organism: Ambispora leptoticha
Lineage: Eukaryota; Fungi; Glomeromycota; Glomeromycetes; Archaeosporales; Ambisporaceae
Source: the annotation of a GenBank genome assembly
AUGAAAUCAAAAAAAAAUAAAAAGAAUAAAACGCUUUCAGGUGCUGAAAAAAAUAAACAAAAUGAAAGAAAUAAGACUCCUCAAGACCCAGAAGAUAAUGAACAAUUGGUAAAUCAACCCGAAUCUUCUGAUAGAGGAAUCGAGCCUGCUGCUACUCUUGUAGAUAGUAAUAUUGCAAUAAAUAAUCAAAAUAAUCCUCUUGAAAAUGCUGCCAGUUCGAGUACUAACGAUACUUUAGCGUCACGAAUGGACACUGAAGAUCAAGAUCCCUUCAAUGAUCAACAAGAUCUUGAAGGUCAUGAUGAACAAGGUACUGGAGAGCAUCAGUCGAAUGAUGAUCCGAAUGCCGAAAAUUUUCGGUCGAAUGAUGAACAAGGUAAUCAAAAUAGCGAAGAUCAUCAGUCGAAUGAUGAAAAACAAGAUGAUGACGAGAGUGAUGAGAGUGAUGGUACCAAUACCGAUAUCAAUAACAACCAUAAUAAUGGGUCAUAUAAUCCAUCAAAUAAUGAUCAAAAUAAACAGCCUGACACUAUUUACAAAAGUACAUUUAAACGAUCUAAUGUUCAUCAGAGUAACGCUGAAUCAAAGCAGGUGCAAAAAUCACCUCAAAAUCUUGAAGAAAAUUUCAUAGUUACUUUUCAUGUCCAUAUGCCUCCAAAUCUAUCUAAGAAUAGCACACCUAUUGUACUUGGCGAUAUUCCUGAAUUGGGAGAAUGGAAAACACCACUUGUGAAGCUUCAUCGUUUCGCCGGUGACAAUAUCGAUUACUGGAUUUCGGAUCCCAUCAAAAUUCCUGCGUCCUAUGUAAAUAAAAACAUAUUUUAUAAAUAUGCUAUAUGGAAUCCACCUUCAUAUCUUUCAUGGCCAAAAAAAGAAAUUACUUUUGAAGGCUAUGGUGAAUUCGAUAACAGAGAGUUAAUUAUAAAACAAGAUUUUUAUGAUAUUUGGAAAUCAAGUCGGGAUUAUUCUUUGAACACUCUUAAAGAAUGUUAUUUUGUCAAAGAUCUUUACAUGUCAUUGAACGCGGAUAAUUUAAAAGACAUGAUAUUAGAAUAUCAAUCUUUACGAAAGAAACAUCUUAUGGCAAUGAAUUCCGCUACUAAUUUGCAUUUCAUAAGCGAGAGUGCAAUGGACGCCGAUUCGUUCAAUCAAAAGAUAUUCCUAUGUCUACUUUUAGGCUAUCACAUAGAAGAGUAUGAGAAUAAGAGAUUUGAUCAAGUUCGGCUUCCGGAAGUUUUUCCUUCUGUACCUUUGCUCGAAGGUAUUUGUGCUAUUAGAUCAAAUACCUUACCUUCGAAUACAACGCGGUUUCUUAGACUUGCAAUCACGGCUCUAGUAAGACACAAUUCAUCACCAAAUUUUACGGGAUUUGAGUGGAUGAAUUUAUUUUCUGUGGCGCCUGAAAUAGAUCCCGCGUACGAAUUUUUAGAUCAUAUACAAAAAUGGGAUGAAGCUGCUGCUUCAUUACUUAAAACCCCCUUGAAAGAAAUUGUAUUGCCAGAAAUUGAUAAAAUAACAUCAACCAUCCGUUAUUUGUAUAUAAUUAAGAAACUUUUCGGACUUACUGCCACCAUCGACAUGCUUUCCUUUUUAUGGGAAGAUAUCGUUUGGGAUAAAGUCAAAGAAGAUCCGCUUCUUUACUCAGAACUUCAUGAUCAAAUGCGCGAACAUUUUUAUAAGUUGAUUGCCUCGAAAAAUGCAGUGAGCUUGUAUGUGUGUCUCGAUACAAUGCCAUCUGGAUUUAAUCUAAUAGUGGCGAGAAAGAUACGAGAGAAAGUUCUUAAUCUGUUAUAUAAUCAAAGAAAUAAAUGGAACAAGAAGAAUGUUGAAUAUAUUUCUAAAUUAUUAUCUGAAAAAAGGCUCUUUUGGACGAGUGAUGAUGCUAUUCAAGCCUUGGAUUUCGUCAGUAAAGCUCAAGAUCUACUUUUACUAAAUGAUUUCCCGAAAUUUUUGCAGAAUGUGAUAGAAUCUAAUAAAGAUCGAAAUUUCUGGAGGAAAACAUCAACAAUUUGCAUUCAUUGGUAUCAACACAUACUCGCCCUCGUUUGUGGCGAUAAUGCGGGAUAUCAGCUUGUCAAUGAUAUUUUUAAUUAUCUAUCACAAAUAUACCCUAUUAUCGCUGAAAAUGAUUCAUUAUUUGAACAAUUACAACGAACUGCAGUCAAGCAGGUUGAAAAAUUUACUGAUGAACUUGUAUUCAAAUCCACCUCUUCAAUUGGACGUAAUUUUAAUCCAAAGAUUGUAGAAUGUUUUGAGCAAGUGAUCAAGAAGCGUUUGGAUAAUGUUGUUCAAAACACCGACGUAAAACUAAUGAAACAUAUAAGGAAUAUUUGUGAUACUAAUUCAAGUCAGAAAUUAAAUGUUCCUAAUAAAUUAUGCGAGGAGAUACUAUCUUGUAUAAUGACCCGAUUGCAGAAGAAAAAUUCUUUGUUAUUGGCUGAGGACAUUGCCACUGAUGAUCUUCAUGUCGCUUUACUCGACUCUUCUGACUUUUGGGUGAUGAUUUUGCAAGCUUCUGGCUCAGUGAAACGCCUACGUUCCCAUGUUUACAUACAAAAAGUUUUAAAUGCUAUUAUUCGUCUCAUCACACUUAUCAGAGAGGACACCAUUAAUUUUAAUCUGCUUCGGAAUGUGCUAAAACAUCCAAAUCAAAAAUUGCUUCGUUAUUUUGGAGCUUGCAACAAAGAAUUUGAUAUUACUGAAAAACGUCUUAAAACACUUCGCGAAGAUUGUUCAGCAUAUGAAAGUAAAUUGAAGCAUUUAAACAACUUUUAUACUCAUUUUUGCGCCGAUAAAAGAUUGACCGACACCCAAGAAUAUAACAAUGAUAUUGAGAUACGGAUGCGAUCACUUGAUAAAAUAUCAUUGGGUGAAGCGCUAUCGCCGGAUCAUUGGGAUAAACACGAACCAAUUAUUGAUGUUGCGGAACAAUCCUAUACUUUUACAAAGUCGCAGACUUUUGCCAAUGUUUUCGAAGAUUGCUUGGAAGAAGAAGCUCGUGAUUUGUCAGUUUUGGAGAUAGCAAACUAUGUUAUGCCAGCCACAUUCAUCGCAUUUGACGAAUUAAUUAAAAUGUGUAAUAACUGGAAGAAGAUGAAAAUUUCAGUUGCUCUCAAACUAUGGAAAAAUACAAAAAAUGUCACUGAGGAAUUAGCAUUCUUAGUAGAAUGCAGACGCUUGAACAUAAACAGGGAAUUUGAGAAAGGAGUAUUGAACCUCGUAGCUAUUCCAAUGUGGAUUUCUCGACUUGAACAAUUAGGGAAAGCCGCAGAAAUAUUUAAAGUUGCAGAUAAUAAAAAAAGACUCCCUAGGCUAUUACAAGAUCUUCGCGAUCAAGAGAGAUUGUUAGAAAACUUAUCACAGACUUUUAAUGAAUUAAACAAACAGUAUGGUUCCAUGAAAGACGGUUGCUGGUCUUUAAUCAAAGAGCUUUCGAAUGCUGGAGAUUUUAUUCUUUUUUUACAAUCUGUCGCAGAACAUGAUCUAAAAAAUUUAAUUAAUGCCGUAGAUGAUCAUUCAGACGAGCGGUUGAUACAAGAAGACACCGUGUCUUCUUUAAUUCAAGCCAAGCAAUUUUUGCUUCCAGUCAUGAGCCGUGGAAUGACAAGCAUUAAUGCUUUCACCGAGAAAUUAUCAGAAAUUUCAAAAAAGAAUCCUACACUCUCGAAAAAAAUUGCCCUUUGCAAUGCACACAAUCUUGCAUUAAAAAACAUGUGCAAUAAUAUUCUUAGCAAAGGAGAAGUAACAAAAAAGCGGAUCAAAAAUGCAGUUACAAUAGGAACUUAUGUAUUUCGACGCCCAGAAAAAGAGGACAAGUGUGAUGUAUUAUUAACUUACCCAUCACAGGCAGAACUCGUCGAAUAUACCCUUAAUGAUUUACUGGAUUUGCGAGGCCGUGCUUUGUUAAUCGCAAAGUCAUCGAAUUCGGUUCAACUUAUGGAGAUUGAUGGCGAGGAAGAGGAUGAUCACGAAGAAAAAUAUAAUAAUGAUUUUGUUCAUCACGUAGAUCUUGCACAGCAAAUUCUGAAUGUCGCAUCAAAACUAAUGCAAUUAGGACACUAUUCUUAUCGAAAGUUUGAAGAAAAGGCUGCAAAUGAAGAAGAGAUGGACGAAUUGCUUGAGAACCUGAAGCAUGACUUGAAUGAAUGGGAAACUACCAUUGAUCGAAUUCAAAAAGAAUACUAUUACUUGACAUUUUAUCCAGCACGUCAUAUUUUGACAUUCUUUGAUUAUUUUAUUGGGAAUUCUAAGAAUAAUCCUGAAAAUAAAAAGAAUUGCGAAACUCUCUUGGCGUAUGUCAAUAAACAAGCCAAAUUACCACCAGCAACCAAUUAUAAUAAGUUUAAUUUCAAGAAGGAACCUUAUGAGAGGAUCCUUAGAGAAAUCGGCAAAAUAUUGCACAAUAUAAUUGAAAACACGCCAAAAAGAAUUCGAAAAAUUUCUGCCUUAAUCGAAUAUGUUCCCUCUGAUGUGGUUAACUCUGGCAAAUUAUUUGUUGCUUCUUGCGAAAAAGAACGAUUGGAAAAUACAAUCAUGUCAAUUUUCGCUAAUCACGGAACUUAUCCGGAACCUUGGCAGAUACUUAUAUGUCGUUCUUCUACAACUUCAGAAGAACUUUCUCUUUUUACAAAAAGAUGUUUUUGGGCUGCGAACAAUGGAUAUGCCAAUUUGGAAGUACUUGAUUUUGAGCUCCAAUAUAGUCUGGUGAAUGAUAUUAGAUUGUUAUGCAGGAAAAGGGAGCAAUAUAAUUUGGCAUUGAUUUGUUGCAGAGAAUCCGAAAUUCAUCACCACAUUCUCGACCAGUUCCGGGAACAUGUUCAUGCCACUAAGGGUCUCGAUGUUCAGUCAAUGAGAAAUAUUUACGCAGAGUUAUGUCCAAAAGUGAUGUGUGUUUCUUCAGAUUUAUCUGGACAAGGCAAAACUGAAUGGAUCCGUCAAACAAGUAUGAAAAAAGGUUUAAUGCCACGAACCUUUCUAGUUAGUGAUGGAAUUCAGUUUGGGAAUCUUGUGCGUCAGUUGAAGGAAAGCAACUUAAACAAGUAUGAAAGUUUGCAUUUAAAUAUUUUAUCCAUUCAACAUCCCGGUGAAGUGAAUAUGUUCUUCUUUGAAUUGUUAACAUUGGGCAUGGUCUCAAACGAGGUGGAUAUUGCAGAAUUACCAGAUACACCAAUAUUCAUAGAGGUCUCGUCUACUGUGGAUCAAUAUCUUCUUAACUCGCUUCCACUCACUAGAUAUCUCUCACAUCAUCAUCUGACCUGGGAUAAUACUCGAUUCAUUCCAUCAUAUGAGCUUACAAGCCCGAUCCAGGUGGUGGCUCGAUAUCUUGAUGCAUAUGAUCUUGGAUUUCUUGAUCAAACGGACAUUUCAGUCAAUGUAGGAACCCCAAUACAAGCCAAUCGUUGCAAAGAAUUAAUCGAACAGUACUUUUUAGAUGAUGAUGCUGAAAGUAUGUCUUCGUAUCGGUUUAUCGAGAUUUUUGUCAAUGUGCUAGCUGAUCAGUUGAUCCGUAUGUCGACAAGCACAUAUUUUCAAGUCGAAAAUCUUCGGUUAAUGGUAAAAGCACGUGAUAUUCGCUCUUUAUUGAUGCAACAAUUCAUUAAAACGAGCAAAGAAUUCGCGACAAGAUCAAUUGCAUCGAAGACAGCACAAUUGGAUAAUAUUUCUGAAGCGGAUACUGCACGAUUAGGAUCUAUCUUACCAUGGGAGGAAUCGAAUCAUCUAUUGGUAGUGUUUCUAACGCAAUUACCUGAUUCUAUUGCGGCAUUUUACAGUGACAUAAAAAAAGUACCAGCCAAUGUUGAAAUUCUUCUAAAAAGUCAACAAGUUGAUGGCCGAAAUUUGGCUUUGGAAGAUUAUCAUAAAAUGAAGCCAGAUGUUUUACUACAAAAAUUGGAAUCUCUUGCUCGGAGAGCACAGCACAAAUUAAAUUUACCAUCAUAUGCUUUAUCGGCAGAUAACUUGUUGAAAAUGGCGCUUAUUCUAUUGAGAGCUCGUGCUCAUAUACCGGUGAUUAUCUGUGGAGAAGCAGGAUGCGGAAAGACAAGCCUUUUACAUUUCUUAUCGAUUGUCAUUGAAGUUCAAUUCGAGGCUUUGAAUUUACACGCAGGAAUACGAGAAGACCAAAUUUAUGCAUUUAUUAAUGAUGCUACUAAAAAAGCGAGAAACGGAGAGCUAUGGUUGUUCUUUGAUGAAAUAAACACUUGCAAUCAUAUUGGACUUCUUGCUGAUCUAAUUGCACACCGAACUCUUAACGGAAAGCUUAUACAUCAUAAUAUUAGAUUAUUUGCAGCAGCAAAUCCGUAUCGAUUACGCUCCAAAGCUCAAAAAAGUGCAGGAUUAACUAAAAGAAAACUACGUUAUGAGGAACAGAGCAAACUAGUAUAUCAAGUACAUCCUCUGCCUGAUCAGCUCUUGGAUUAUGUUUGGGAUUAUGGUAUAUUGAAGCCGGAGGAUGAGUAUAUGUACAUUAAAAUUAUGGUAGAGAGAUCGCUUAGACCGAAUUCUGUUAAAUUUGGUUUCCAUGAUUUAUUAUUUGAAUCACAAGAAUUCAUUCGGAAACAUGAAGAGUCAUAUAGCGUCAGUCUGCGCGACGUUAAGCGUGCUAUUAAAUUAUUCUUAUUCUUCUAUAAGAGCUUUGAUAAAAGGCCAGCACCGAAGAAUCCAAGAAGAUACGGCAAUUAUCCAAACACAAGUCGUUAUCCAAUUAUUGUUCGUUCUUAUUGUCUCGCCUUAGGAUUGUGUUAUCAGGCAAGACUAUGUGAAAAAGAUUUGCGAAAACAAUAUCGAGAAAAAAUGUGUCUAAUAUUUAAAAAGAUGAAGCACAAUAUGAACGAAAAAGAAUUUAGUGAGAUAAUAAAAGAAGAACAAGAAGACUACUAUUAUCGUAUGAUAACUGGACCUUCAAUUGCUGCCAAUUCGGCACUACUUGAAAAUAUUCUCGUGAUGAUAGUGUGCAUUUUAAAUCGUAUUCCAGCAUUUAUUAUCGGUUCUCCCGGAAGCUCCAAAUCGCUAGCUAUACGGCUCAUUAGCCAAAAUCUGCGUGGAUCUGACUCGGAGGAUCCAUAUUUUCAAAAGUUACCAGGGGUAUAUGUUAUUCCCCAUCAAGGCUCCUCAUCGUCGACCUCUGAUGGUAUUCUCAAAGUUUUCGAAAAAGCUCAUAAUUAUCAAAAAACAAGUUCCAAAGAGUUUCCUAUAAAUGCCGUAGUUUUAUUGGAUGAAGUCGGUUUGGCAGAAACCAGUCCAUUUAAUCCACUUAAAGUCUUGCACUCACUUCUCGAGCCAAGCUAUCCAAACAGUGAACCGACAGUUUCCGUUAUUGGUAUUAGCAAUUGGCGGUUGGAUAAUAGUAAAUCCAGUCGGGCACUUCUCGUCCAAAGGCCCAAAUUCGAUAAAGAAGAUUUAUUGGAAACGAGCAAAAGAUUACUUGAGAAUAAAGGAAUUCGCCCUUCUCGACGGUACUACGAGCUUUUAGCUGACGCUUAUUUGAAUUACGAGAAUCACGAGAAUAAUCAAGUGCCUUUAAAUUUUCAUGGAUUACGAGACUAUUACUCAUUAGUAAAGAGCUUAAGCGGUGAUUUGACGGCUGAUUUAUUACAAGAAGCACUAGUUCGUAAUUUUGGAGGCACCGAGCAAACCCAGCAAUUGUGCCAAAGAUACUUUGGUCAAGUUUUAAAUAUUCUUAAUGGCUCACAACAUGAUUACCAGCCAAUUCCAGUGGAGAAGUUAAUUAGCGCGAAUCUGGAUGAUAAGGAUGCACGGCAUCUAAUGGUGAUAGGUAAAAGUGACUCCGUAAUGGAUAUUCUAACAUACCAAUUGCGUCAGAAAAAUUUGGAUCCAGUGGUUAUUUGUGGCUCGCCGUUCUCGGAUGAUCAGGAAGAUUAUUCGUAUGCUGUGUUAAGGCGUAUUAUGAUGUGUGUUGAAACUGGUCGGACCUUGAUUUUAACUGAUUUGGAAAUAAUUUAUGGGAGUCUAUACGAUUUGUGGAAUCAGAAUUAUAUAACUGGUAUGGCCGGUACUCAGGAUGAUCCAAAGCACUUCACCCGAGUUGCGUUAGGCGCCUAUUCGAAUCCAAUGUGUUUUGUCCAUGAAGAUUUUCGUUGUAUUCUAAUAAUGGACGAGAAGGAUGUGAAAAUGGCAGACCCUCCUCUUCUCAAUCGAUUCGAGAAACAAAGAAUGUGUAUCAACGACACAUUAGAUGAUCAUAAAAAGAAUCUUGUACAGCGUCUUUCAACAUGGGUUCAUCAAAUUUCAACAUUGGUGGAGAUAGAGGCCAUGAAUGCUCAGAUGGACUUUUCACAAAAAGACAUGUUCAUUGGGUUUAAUGAUGAGGAGACAGUGCAAAGUUUGGUCAUUGAUAAAUGCCAGAAAAAUCCAAAUCUAGAUGAGGAAAUAAUAAUUAAAGAGUGUAAAGAAGCGCUUAUCUCCAUUGCAUCUUCUGAUGGUAUUGUACGAUCUGAGAGGUCUGCUUUGGCUAGCACAGAUCGUAAUGAGGUUGCAAAAUGGAAAAACUUUUAUUUCUUCAAUCAACGACAUAUUAAUAUUUACGCCUAUUUCGAAGAUUUACUAAAAGUUGAUAACACCGGAAGAAAGAGCCAUCAAGUGAUUAUAAAUACAUUCUCCAACAUCAACACCGAUGUAAGCUCAAUAUUACAAGAUUUAGUGACAUGUCAAGUCGACAAACUAUCUACCUUCAAGACAGAAGCUCAACUACAAAACCGUGUAAAACAAUUCUGGCUUGAAUCUGAUUCGCAUUUGUUGGUUUUGCAAUGUGACGUGUCAACCGUAAAAGCCAGGUGCAUCAAAUUGGCGAAAUUUAUUAUUGAACAAUUUCGAUCAGAAUAUUUAGCUCGCGUCAAGCAGCCAAACAAACAUGCCUGUAUCAUUCUUCACACUCAACGUAAAAAUGAGCUUAUCAAUUCUUGUUCAUUCAAUUUUAUGUGUGGCUGGGAACAAAUCACUAUCGAACUACUUAUUCCACAAGAGAAAGAGUUGUCUAGCUUGCUAACCGGUGAUCUUGUGACUAUAAUCGAAUCAUCAUAUCCAUUUAAAGAUAUCUUGCAACGAGAGCUGUUGUGGUGCUUAUCAUGUAAUAAAUAUCCUUCUACACCAAAAUCAGUGGUCCAUCUAAAAUAUCUGCUCCAAGAAAUACCAAAUCAUCCGAAGUUUAUAAAUAUCGUAGAAGAAAAAGUGCGACAAUAUUUAUUGGAACAUGAUUCAAAUAAUUGGCAACUGCAAGUAGCCUCGAACAAAAAAUCUCUGUAUUUAUACUCUUCGUUCUUGGCGGCUCUCCAAUCAUAUAUCCGAGAAUUUAUUCGAAAACCAAUUGCCCAAAUAUUGUGUAUUCUGGAGCGAUAUUCCGCCAUACAAACAUUCUUUGAAAUCGAUAGCACAUCGGAAGAAAACAAUUUGCUCGAAUUCUGGUCCGAAAUGUUUAAAGACAAAAAAGCAGUAAAUAUUGAGGAACUGCAAGAACAAGAACCGAAACCGGAUCUCUUCAGAAUGCCAAAUGUUCAACACAGAUUACAAUUCCCAUUUUCCUUGUAUUUUUUCGACCAUAUUAAUAGUUUCAAGAAAUUAUAUCAAGAGGAGGAGUCACAAUUAUUGGAGGAUGAUGAGAAUCUCGAUGAUGAUGGCAGACUUUUAAAACAUAUUAGUGAUGAUAUUCAAAAUAAAUUUGCAAAAAAUAUUUUCAUGGCAAUACCUUCACUUCAUUCACCUCUCAUAAAUCAAUCUAUGAGAUUAUACUAUAAUGAUUUUAUUACGAUUCUCUCAUCCAAGAUAAUUGGCAACCACACCGAGAAACUGUUAUCCUAUCUUAUAAGAUCUGAACUUUCCGAGAGCGACAUCAAUAAUCCCGCUAAACUUCAUAUCUUAUGGUGGAAUAACGCAGAUUCUAUUGUGACUAAAUUGAAUUUGGUAAAACUUUGUCCAAAAGUGUUAGAAAUGAUGCUAUCAAACGAAUAUUACGUGGAAACUGCGGUUGAUCAAGAAAAUAAAACCAAGAAAGAUAAAGGCAAGGGUAAACAUGUUGAAAUCCAACGAGACGAUAACAAUGACAUCAAUAAUGGAAAUUUCGAAGACUAUCUUCUGCGGCAAAUAAUAAAUAUGAUGCUGGAAGAAUUCACAAACAUUGCUAAAGAGGGAGGAGGGCAGAAUGGAAACCCGAAAAAUUACAGAGCACAAAGGCAAAUACAACACUGGCAACGUCUCGUUAAUUUAGUGCUUCCUCUUUGCUCGAAACUUUCGAUAUCUUCAGCGAAUAUGCAACUAUAUAACUUAUUGCGCAUCUGUAAUGAUCUAGUUUCCACAAAAUCGAUUCCUCUUGAUGAAAUUAGAAAAAUUAUCCAAAUUCCCCCAGCUAAUCUUGAUAGUGAAAUUUUGUCAAUUGAAACAAUCAACAUUGUAUUGGGAGCAUUAGAUAAAUUAGGAACGGAAGAGUUACUUUUGACUUCGCGGCAAUCUUUCCUUACGCGCUGCCUGGAUAUCAUUGGACCUAAUUCACCAACCCGUGAACAUCUUUACGAAAAAAUAUUCUCUCGGGAGCCAUUCCUCUUUAUGGAAUCAAUAAUUUUGCGCAUAUUCCGAGCUGAAGACGAAGAACAAAAAAAUCUGUUUUUCAAAAUUAUUGAAACUCCCAAAGAGGCUUUAAGAAUGUCACGCAAAUUACAAGUAAUUAAUAACUGCUUCAAAAGAAACACCAUUGAUUCACACAUGGGGGCACUUUGUGUAGAUAUAAUACAAAAAAAAUUUUUCGACUCGCUUAAAUUUAAAGAUUUGGCUCCGAGCUUCCACUCGGCCAUCGAAACAUUACUCUUUUCCAACAAUUCAGAGCCAUUACAAUUAUUGUCAUCAAUUGCAUACUUUAAAGCAUUCGUUCAAGCGUUUUGGAAAUCAGUAGAUUCUCUCGAUGGUAGUUCAUUGACUCAAGAAAUCCAAUUCAAUUUCAUGGAUACUGACAAUUUAAUUGAAGAUAUAAAUGAUUCAUUACGUCUUGAGAAUAAUUUGGUGCAUUCUUUAAGAGUCUACUUUUUAAAGGAAUUGCGAUCUCUUGAAUUUUCGAUUGAACAAAUAAAAAAAUUUGCUCAAGUCCAACGAAAUCUGUUGCCAUGGAUGGCAGAUCUUUCUUGGGAUAGCGAUACCAAUCGUAGCAAACUUCCUAUUAAUCCGUAUUGGAUAAUAGAAGAGUACACCGAAGCAGAAAAUGCAUAUGACUAUUCCUAUUCGCGUCUAAACAAUAGUCAAUUUGAUGCCUUCCUUAAAGAUACUUUGCAAAAUAAUGCUGUUAAUCAACGCAUUGCCUUAAUUGGCCUGAUUUUCGCGAGAUUACAUUCAUCUCGAAUUGCUGCUCAAGAAUUUAAUCAUGGUGAAAGACGAAUAUAUGAAUUUUUACGUAAUCAAAUACAACGAAUGAAUCUUUCUACUAUCUAUAAGCAGAUUGUCAUGGCAUUGCUCGAGAAUACACAUCCUCUUGUUCGACUAAGUCAGCAAACUAGUAAUUCCCAAUUACUUUUAAUUUCUGUGAUUACGCAUCUUAUCGCUGUUAAUGCAUCAUUCCCGUCGGAACAUUCUCCAUUGAGCUUAUAUAUGCAUCGAUUACAAGCUUGUCGAAAUGCAUUCAUUUUGACAUGCCCUCCUAAUAUGGAUUCCGUGAUUGUGAAUGCUCUCUAUGAAAGAAACAGACAAGAGGGAAUACAAGAGAGAUUUACGCGAUAUCAAUGUGAUUGUGGUGCUAUGUAUUUGGUAGGAGAAUGUGGAUUGCCGAUGAGUUCGUCAACAUGUCCUACGUGCGCAGAGCAUGUUAUAGCUCAAGGACAAAGGAGGCUAGAUGCAAAUCCAAUAGCGCAAAAUUUACAGGAAGACCAAACUGGAUAUAUUGUGGAAACUAGCAAUCGUGACUUAUACCAAAGUGUACGCUCCAUGACUCCAGCAUCAUAUCGAAUCUUACAUUUAUUUAUUCAUGCGAUCUUUGGAAUCUCGUCUGUUGCGAAUAAUUUCAUUGGUAACGUUGAAGACCCGAUUAAACACUGCCUGGAUCAUAUUAACAAUGACUGGAAUGUUCUAUUACAACUCUUCAAUUGCACUGACGAAACAUUGGCUUUGUUACUCCAUGCUAUUAUUUUCGAAAUGGUCAAAGAGCCAAAACAAAAUCCAGUUACGCUUAACACAACAAAUGAAAGAGAUCAAUGGGAAAAAUUUUUCACAGAACGUUUUGUGACCCCAUUAGUAAAAAAUGUUAAUGGAACAGCCGUUGACCUUCGCGUAAAAAUAGACGCAGUAGAACAUGGAAGUAUUUUCGAAAAAGAAAUUAACGAAACCAUGAAAAUCGAUGAACUAUAUAGUCAAGAAUAUUUGCCAAGACUUUGGCGAAGGAUUGGCGAUGCAACACUUAAUAACCUACGCGCAUAUUUUGCCUCGGAACCACAAAACGUUAUAAAGUUCCCAUUCCUCGAUGUAUUUUUCAAGCACGAACAAAAAUUGAAUUUGAUACAGAAUAUUAGACCUAUUGUUAAAUUUGUGCAAACCUUAUCAAAGAGUUUAGGUCAUCGUAUAACUCGAAAACAAGCUCAGCAUUUAACUUUUCGAGAAUUUAUUGAAGACCAAAUCGCGGCUUCAGAUGAUAAGGAAUCUAGCUAUUGGGAAAAUACACUUUAUGAAUUUGUAAAUGCGUGGAACUCUGUAAUCGAUCAGGUCGAACGUUUCCAAUGCCACAAGUUAGUGGCGAAACCCACUUUGAAUGAUAAUAUGGCAGUUGUACUUGGUUUGAUAGAGCCUAAAGGGGAAUCAAUCUACCUUUGUGCUGUAUUAGAUUUUUUGAUUAGUCUACAAAAUGAAUUUUUGCAAGAAGUGGUUGCGAUUUCACCUCAAAAUUGUCGCUCCUUACGUUUUUUAGAGCAAGAAGGAAGCAAUGAAAUUGACACGGAUAUGCCUGCUGCUGCAACACAGGCCGCACAUCCCCCGCAAAACGUUCAGUAUUACCUUAGAACAAUGCGACUUGAAAACGUUCGUCCAUCAAAUAUAAUCAAUUAUGAAUGGAAUGACAAGAUACUGACAUUUAGUCAAAGAAACCUCGAAGUAGGUCAUGGAGAAGAGAUUGAAUACGAUUUAUACAAAAUAGAAAUUGAAUUGGCACGUAUAUUGACAUUUGACAAAGUUUACAUCGAAGCUAUUCAAGAUAAUAUAUAUCUGGAAAAAUUCCCCUAUCAUAUGGAAUUAUUCCAUGGAUCAAUGACGUUAAUAGACGAAGUAAAGAAAGCAAUACCUCAAGAACCAAUUCCACAUGAAAAACUGUUGAUGUUACACAAUAAUUCUGCAGCAGCAGCAUCAUCACGCACUUCUCAACGAAUUAAACAAGCGAAUUCAUUAUCAUUAGAAAAUGCAUCGGAGCUUCUUUCUUCGCUGGAAAUUCUACUAUGCUUUGUGAAACGUAAUGCUCUUGGGGAUGGUGACAUGGCUAUCAAGGAUUACAUUCAACAGUGGAUGAAUUCAUCUUCAAUCACCACGAACAAAGAGCUGCGUCAAAUCUUACAAGCGGGACUACAACUAAAGCAUAUUAUCGCUUUAUACGAGCUAAUUGAAGAUAAAGUUGCCGAUGUAAUCGUUGAAUGUAUCGAUAACAAAUAUAAAUCAGAAUUACCAACAGGCGUUGAGGCCAACAUUUUGGAAAUAGUGGAAUUCGAAUCCAUGACGCAAUCAUCGAAUCUACGAUUCAAAAAUCGAUUGCCAGCUGAAAUAUUCGUUUCUGCAUUGAAACGAUUCAUGUUACGAUAUCUUUCUGGCGAAGUUAUUUUACCAAAAGUUCAGGUUUCACUUUAUCUGUGUGAUGAAUCUCUUAAUUGUUGGCCAUCUAAAUAUACUGAGGAAAUGUUGAACGAGAUAUUUCCGGAUUCAUUCCUUGUUGAACAUACUUAUGAAGCUUAUCAAUUGAUUAAAAAGAGAUUAGAGAUUGAAGCGGCGAAACAGCAAGCGAGGGAGAAUAAGAUGAAUACAGUAGUAAGACGUCCUCAUGAUAAUGAUCGUGGUGCAUCUGGAAAAUCUAAACGGGCAAAGAGAGAUGCUAACAAAUUUGAUGUCAUGUAA